AUGGCGGUCCGCUCGAGUAUCAGGAACCCAAAACCCAAGUGGUCCUUGAAUGACCUUUGUCCGGAGCUCCUGGCCCUUAUAUUUUGGCCGUGUUGCCAACCGAAGCAGCUCGACGAGAUAGACUCGAGGUCGGCAGCACUCGUCCGGUGCGUAUGUAGGCGAUUGAACGCCAUCGCAACGCCGAUCGCCUACCGGGAAUUGGUCCUCAACGAACGGAUCGUUGCAGACGACGCAGAGAGGGAGUAUCCCGAUGCCUUCCAGCACAUCUACGCCUACACCCACCAUGUAGUCGCGAGAAGCAAUCUUGAUCCUGGCGGGAUCAGGAGGAUAUUGGAACGGGCGCAGCGGGUACAGUCAGUCAGAUGGCGUUACAUCCCUUCAGGCUUCAGCGACGGCCCAUUCUGGCUGCCGUCGGAUGUCCUGGGCCAAGAUCAGAUUCAGGGCAAGGGGAUCAGGCUCCUCGUAGAGGGUCUACCCCUCCUCAGCUCCAAGGAGAAGUAUCAAGACUUUUACCUCAAGUCCAUCCCCAGUGAGCUCUUGGUGUCGCUAGAACUCGCCCAUCCCAUGCCACCCCUGACCACCCGCCUCCACUCGUUGAAGGACCUCCUCCUAGCCUCGCCACAUCUCGAAACCCUCCAUUACCGGGACAAGGGCCAAGGGACGCACUUCUCCUUCACCGGUUCAGAGCGCCUCCCACCACUCAAGGACCUCGUUCUCGAAUCCUAUGACUGGAACCACGACAAACACUCAGUCGCAACGCACUGGGACUUCUCCCGCAUCCGCUCCCUGGCCCUCCUCUCCGUCCCGAUCCACAGCUUCCUAACCUCCGUGCCCCCCACCUCCCUCGCAGCCCUCCACACCCUCCACGCCUCCGACUUCAGCGCCCACCACCACCACCUCCCCCACCCAGGUCCCCCCGACCACCGCCUCUCCGCAACCCUAGACCUCGCCGCCCUUGUAUCAACGCACAUCCGCGCCCUCGUCGACCUGCGCCUAACCUGCCACGUCUCGCUCUUCCCUCCCUCGGCCCUCCUCCGCCACGCCGCGUCGCUGCGCCGCCUCUCGCUGCGCGACCACGUCGGCUUCGCAGACGACGACCGCCGCUGCCCCACGCUCCCGGCCCCCGACCUCGAGGUACUGGCCGGCGCGCUGGACCGUCUGACUGCGCUAGAGCUUGAUAUGGACUUUGACGACGACAACCACAACCAGCAGCAGCGGCAGCGCUUCCUCCAAGCCCUGUGCCACUUCCCCGCCCUCCGGACCCUGACGCUGCACACGCAGACGGUACUCCGACCCACCGGCUGCGACGACGACGACGACGACGACGACGACCUUCCUGCAGCCGCAGCCGCAGACGCCGACCCCGACCGCGACGCAGCGGCUCGCACCUUUGCCUUCCUCGUCCGCAACAGGGGCGCCGGCGUGGGCGGCGGGGACGUCCCGGUGCCCUGGCAGAGGGUGACGCUCAACGUGGGCAGCGGGGGCGCGGUGGCGAGGCGGAUGGGGGAGGGGUGGAGGGGGGUCGUGGCGGAGAGGUGCUUUGUUCUGGAGAGGGCGGAGGGGUCGGGGGGUGGCGGCCGGGGGUUUGUGUUUCGUGAGGAGGGGGGUGGGGGGGUGUGA
Messenger RNA from Phialemonium atrogriseum, 1620 nucleotides. Its product is annotated as F-box domain-protein. The transcript is spliced from 3 exons. NCBI's taxonomy places the organism in Eukaryota, Fungi, Ascomycota, Sordariomycetes, Cephalothecales, Cephalothecaceae. Bases 1 to 1620 code for a protein of 539 amino acids. The record is from RefSeq and is a predicted model, not a curated record.